AUGUCAUCCUCUGUUUCGAUUGAAGACAUUUUCAGAAGUAAUAAUUUCACUGUCUAUCUUCUAAGUGUUGUCUUCAGUUCGUGCAUUCUCAUCAUUUUCACAGCAUUGUAUUUCCUUGUUCUCAUCAUUCGAUGUUGUCUUCAACAGAGAGUCGAAAAGAAAAUUCGACUCGAACAACAAGCUCGGGACAAGGAAGAAUUGAAACAACAAAAACAUGCUUCAAAACCAAAGACCAUCCCUUUAACACCUUCUUCUCAAGAACAAUCUCAACACUUGUCAGCCAAUGCCAUCCAUCAUCGAUCGUCGGCUGUCAUUGACAUUGCCAAUGAUCAUCAAAUUGAAAUUUCACAAGAUUCCAAACAUCAAAACAGUGGAGUCAUUGUUCAAGGUGUGAGUAUGAGUGGAAUGGAAUCCAUCACUGGAACGAGUAACCAUGCGGUCGGAGGUGUCGGAGUCGGAGGUGUGACUACUUUAUUGCAAUUUGAUCCAUUUGCUUAUGAAGAUGAAAGUGAAGAAUGGACCUGUGGUGCAUGUAGCAAAUCCUUGAAGUGUUGGAUUGGAAUGGAAUUGUUAUAUUUUGUUGAAAAUGUUCUCUUAUUGUUUAUGGUCUAUGCAUUGAUUACUUAUAUUUCAUCUUUGGUGGCAUUUCAAUAUCUUCACUGGGGUGCAGGAAUUGCCAUUAAUCUAUUUCUCACUAUCCUUACAGUUCUUCAUGGAGUUCGCUAUCGAUUAAUUCAUGACAAACUCCAAUCUAUGGUCGAUUUGGAAGAAGAACCAUCUGUCACUGCCACGUCACCCAAUCAUGAUAACUUUCGUGAAACUAUUGUGGAUGACCAUCAAAUUCCAACCCUUACACUUAAUCAUCAUUUAAAAGAUUCUCAACAAGAUAAUUCAAAAGAUUCUCAACAACAUGUUGCUCGAAUGGAAACCAAUACCUCCAUGUCAGCUUUCACAAAUGGAAUUGAGAACCAUGCUCCAAGUGCUCCAGAAGUGUCAAUGGCAUCAAACACCAUGAGCUCAGCAACCACAGAAGGAGAUUCUCAAACACAAUCGUCACAAAUUCAAUUAUUGAAUAAUAUUCAACCUCAAUAUUAUCAAAAUUUAGUGGUUGCCUCCUCACCUGUGCCUUCAACGCCAUCCAAUGUGGCAGCAAGUAGUGAAAUUGAAUUGAUGCCAGUGAAUCAAAAUAAUGACAAUGCUUCAUCAUUACAAGCAGCUUUGAGUGGUGGUGAUGACAACAAUAAUGCAAAUAUGGAAAUGAAUAUGGAUGAAUUAACUUCUGUCAGACGUCAACAAACCAAACUAGUCAUUUUAAGACAAGAAGAUGUCAAUGAAAAUGUCGACAUUCACAAAUUCAAAAUACUCGAUGGACCUCCAAAAGUAUAUGAAGAAAUUUCCACCACAGCUGCAUCCUCCUCCAACAAGAAGAAGAAAAUUCACAAAAGAAUUCUUUCACCUCUUGAAAUCUAUUUUAAAUCCAUUCAAUACGGAAUUGUGAAUCGAUUCAUUCUCUUCAUUCUCUAUUUAAUUCUAGCCAUGGUCAUUACCAUUGUUUUAACAUCCUUCUUUUAUGGAACUUGUAUUUGUUUAAAUGAUUUUGAAUUUUCAACAACCUUUACGAGAUAUGUCAACUCGAGAGAAUCACUCUCCGUGUGUGGAGAGAGAAAAAUUUGUUCUCAAGUGCUCAUGCUUCCAGAAAGACCUCAACGAGAAAUGAUUGUGAAAUUUUUCACAGAAUCUCGACCACAAGGAGUUUCUUUUGUGAUUUAUUCCACAAAUGCAACGACAAGUUUGAAUGCAUUCAUGCAACAAGAGAGUUUUUCACAAUUAUUGGAUGGAAGUGCACUCUACAGUAACAUGUCGGUUGUGAAUUCAUUAUUAAGUGCAUUUAACAGAAAUAAUGGCAAUACUUUAUAUCUACAAACUUGUAGUGUUGAAGAUUUGAAUGAAUUUCAAACAGAACUCAUUCAACGUUAUGUCCAUACUUGUGUAUUGAAUACACCAGCACUUACACCACAAACGACCUACUACUUUUCAACAUUUUAUUUUACAAUUGCGGAGAGAUUAUCCAAUGAAUUUACAGCCAAUGUGACCUCCAAUUACAAAACUUUGUUAGUGAGCUCAAAUAUUAGCAAAUUUACCACCUUUUCAUCAAGUGGAGGAAAUUCCAUUAAAUUUAUAGUGAGUGGAGAAGUUGGAUUGAAUGAUAAAUCUCUCAGUAUGAUGAAACAAGCCAUUCAAAACUCAAACCCAUCCUUUAUUGCCUUUACUGGAAAUAUUGCAUUUGAUAAUGGAUUUUUAACAUGUUAUGGAAGAUGGGUGAGAUUUUUAUCGAGAUAUCAAUCGAUUGCCUAUGAUUCGAAUAAUAAUUCAAUUCCAUUAUUGACAGCCAUUGGAAAUCAUGAAACAUUGUUUUGGAGAUUUAAAGCAAAUUCAGGAAAUGAUCUAAGACCUUAUCGAGCAUUUAUUUUACAUGAAACAAACAAGACAGCAAGUACACAGGAAUUUUCUCACAUGCAUUAUUUAUUGAAUGAAAAUUCUACCACAUGUUCCAUGAUGGUUUUAGAUAGUCAUGUGGUGAAUAGUCAUGAAUCACAACAAUCGUUUAUUAACUCGAGAUAUGCAAGAGGAGAUGACAAGUAUCGAAUGGUCAUGUAUAAUAUGCCAUUGUAUCCAUCUGUGUCAGAUUAUGAUACGGAAUUAUCAAAGAAUGGUCGAACCUAUUGGUCUCCUCUCUUUACUGCUCACAAUGUGACACUUGCAUUUGAAGGUUAUGAUCGAUCUUACAAGAGAACAAAAGUGAUCACGUCAUCACCAACAGCCACGGUAUCAGCAAAUAUUCAAGUUCAGAAUCAAUCGAGUUGUCCCUUUCAUCUUGGUACCACUCAUGUUGGAGAUGGUUCCAUGGGAGCAGAUUUAGCCAGAUCCUUAUCGACUGUUACUACAACUGUUGCAAAUUUGUUCCACACUCGACAAAUAUCUCGCAACUACAAAGAAGUCACAUGUGACAGCAUGAAUGGAGUGAAAGUGAAAGUUUUUGAUGAUAAUGGAGCUUUAUUGGAUUAUUUUGAGAGGUAUUAA
This is a messenger RNA of Naegleria fowleri, 3081 nucleotides long. RefSeq lists its product as uncharacterized. Bases 1 to 3081 code for a protein of 1026 amino acids. Lineage: Eukaryota; Heterolobosea; Eutetramitea; Acrasida; Naegleriidae. Gene Ontology annotation, molecular function: acid phosphatase activity. The record is from RefSeq and is a predicted model, not a curated record. The transcript has 3 exons.